AUCCAAUCAGUCGAAGAAGAACUUGUUCCAGCUCCAGUUCAUUACAUUAGAGAGCUUAAGGUGGAGACAGUAGACGUGUUUUAGCAUAUAAACGGAAAAAAUAUUGUUUAAUUAUGUACAGGGAAAGCAAUAGCGGAAAGACUGACAUGUAUAAGUGAGCUGAAGGACGUUUUCCUCAGCUGUCUUAACCCGUAUAUUUUUAUUUUAACUCUAGUUACGACGCUUGCUAGUCACCAAGCUAGCUUUGUAUAGCUAGUUUAGCUAGCUUAGUUGUCAGGGUUUUGUUUUAUUUUGUUUUCUGUGAAAGUGCCACCUUCCUUUUAACACAUGAGUGUGUCGCUGGUCGUCAUCCGUCUGGAAAUAGCCGACCAGUCUCCUUUUCCACAAGGUUUCCAGUACUCCGCUGUUGAAGGCAUGUCUGAGGAGGAGCUGCAGGAGAAAGCUCUGGGUUUAGCCAAACACACACUGAGUGGAAAGACCGACCUGGAAAGAACUGCUGUGUUGCACCAACACAUUGGCAGCAGAGCCAUGGGGGAUAUGGUCAUAGAAACAUUUGAGCCCAGUCCAGGAGGAAGUGAUGGGCAGCUUCAGGAUGCACAGGCCGAUGCAGCGAGUCAGGAGGGGAUGCAGGCUUCACAGGACAACACCACUGUGACCGGAACUGCUCCAGACUCCCCUUCUAAGCAGCUCCCAGACCAGAUUUCAUUCUUCAGUGGGAACCCAUCAGUGGAGAUCGUACAUGGCAUCAUGCAUCUCUACAAGACAAACAAAAUGACUUCACUGACUGAAGAUGUAAGGCGGAGUGCGAUGGUCUGUAUCCUGACGGUCCCAGCGACCAUGACCAGCCAUGACCUCAUGAAGCUUAUGGCACCAUUUAAUGAUGUCAUGGAGCAUAUGAAGAUCAUACGGGACUCCACGCCUAACCAGUACAUGGUUCUGAUUAAAUUCUGUUCCCAAGCUGAUGCAGACAGUUUUUACACGGCCUGCAAUGGGCGGCAGUUCAACUCUAUCGAGGAAGCAGUGUGCCAGCUGAUCUACGUGGAACGAGCCGAGGUUAUAAAGUCUGGGGAGGGAGCCAGUCUGCCGGUCAUGGAGCUGACGGAGCUGCCAAAGUGCACCGUGUGUCUGGAGAGGAUGGACGAGUCCGUUAACGGCAUCCUCACCACUCUGUGCAACCACAGCUUUCAUAGUCAGUGUCUGCAGCGGUGGGAAGAUGCCUCGUGUCCUGUGUGUAGAUACUGUCAGACACCAGAACCAGUGGAAGAGAAUAAAUGCUUUGAGUGUGGCGUUCAGGAGAACCUAUGGAUUUGUCUGAUCUGUGGGCACAUCGGUUGUGGUCGCUACGUCAGCCGGCAUGCCUACAAGCACUUUGAGGAAACUCAGCACACUUACGCCAUGCAGCUCACAAAUCACAGAGUCUGGGAUUAUGCAGGAGAUAACUAUGUGCACCGGCUUGUGGCCAGUAAGACAGACGGGAAGAUGGUGCAGUUUGAAUGUGAAGGAGACACCUGCCAGGCUGAGAAGAUCGAUGCACUUCAGUUGGAGUACUCGUAUCUGCUGACCAGUCAGCUGGAGUCUCAGAGGAUUUACUGGGAAAAUAAGAUUGUUCAUCUGGAGAAGGAGACGGCUGAGGAGAUCAACAACAUGAAGGCUAAAUUUAAGGAGACGCUGGAGCGCUGUGAUAACCUGGAGCAGCGACUGGGAGAUAUAAGCAAAGAGAAGCAGAACAUUGAGAAAAAGUGCACUCAGCUGAACAGUCGGGUGGCGAAGCUGAGCCAAGAGCUGAAGGAGGAGCAGGAGAUGAACCGCUGUCUGAGAGCCAAUCAGACGCAGCUGCAGACCCAGCUGACGGAGGAGGAACACAAAAGAAAGGAGAGCGGAGAGCGCAAGGACGUGAUCAUCACUGAGCUGCAGGAGCAGCUGAGAGACGUCAUGUUUUAUCUGGGAACGCAGCAGAAGAUGGAACAGCUGUCCUCAGAGGCUCGCAGUGAAAUCCAGGAGGGACAGAUCAACAUCCCUGCCAGCCCAUCGGACGAUGCCCUGGGCUCAGCAGGAGCCGGAGCCUCCUCUGGUCGGGGCCGGAGAGGCCGGGGCAGGAAGAGGAAGUAGGAGGAGCUCAGCUAUGAACCAUGGCGGCCUGUCGGUGUGGACACGUGUUCCCAGCCGAGUCCUGCUGUUUUCAUACCGUGUCCAUGUCAUCGUGGCUCAAGGCUCAGGAUUCGACUCAAGAAAAGCACGUGGUGCCGAUAUUUACUGCUGAGUUUCCAGCUUUAAGUUGAUUUGCCUGCGAGCAGGAAAGUGAUCAGUGUGUGUAAAUAUGUGCAGCGGUUUGCAGAGAUGAAGAGUGUCUAUUUUGGCCAUAAAUGGUAUUUAUUUGAUCAAAAAUAUCUUCAGUUGUGCUCAGUUUAAUACCAAACAAUAGAACUUCUUAUCAGACCCCCUGUUCUAUCUUCAUUUGUCACGUCAGCUCUGUUUUACGUAGAAUCCGACUCGUUUUCAGUAGACGGUGAAACUCUCACUCCUCAGGAUGGCGGAGGUGGACGGAUCAGAUCAAACCUGCUGCAACAUGUUGUCUUCUCUCAGCAGCGAGGUUUUUCUGUGGGAAAGUUCAGGGAAAGAAGUCUCGUUUUCCGUGUUUUUACCAUCAGGGUCAGAGAUUCCCAGCGGCAUGUGCUCCUGCAUUUCCAGGAAGUAUCGGAGGAUUGAGGAGCAGCAGAAGCUUGAAACUAGAGGAGGUAUUUAUCAGCUCAGUUUUCUUCCCUUAACAUUAUUUAAAUUACAAACGCAUCACUAUGACGUUUUUAUACAGCAUUUAUUUUUAUUUAUAGUCUUUAUUGCGCUGUCCUGCUUCACACUCCAAAUACUUUUCAUCUGCUUUGCAGCUUAAUUCUUGUCAUUUACAACAUUAUUAUUAGAAUAAUGUAAAAUCAUGUGGUUGUUUUUCAUCCCGCUCUUUAUUUCAAAGUAAACUCGGCCAAAUUUACUUCAAUCAUGUGUAAAGGGAAUAUUUUAAGCCAAGUUUCAGUUCGUUUUUUGCUUCCCAGAUAAGUGAAGACCUAAGAAGAGAUUCACACAUCCAGAAAUCAUUUGGAAAACACAGACAUGGACGGAUUGCACACCAAAGAUCUCCCAUGUAGGAUUUUAUUUAGUUGUUUAUAGUUUGAUGGAAGGCUGCUCAUUUUCCUUCUUCCUUGUAAUAAAAAUGAACCAAGGGGGACUUUUCUUUUCAGACCAUCUUUCCUGAUUUCUGUUAAUAAACUUUUAUGGGGAGAACUGAUGCAGUAUUACAGGAAAUGGCAGAAAGAUAAACAUGGAGGCGUUUCCUUCUCCAGUGCCUGCAUCUUUUAUCAUUUUGUUUAAAACUUUUUGUUCAGUAUUUAUGUACAAAUAUUCUUCUGUAAAAGUUUCUCGCUUGUGAACAUUUGCUGCUUUUCCUUGUUAUAAAAAUUCAGAUAAGUAAAUUA
This is a messenger RNA of Melanotaenia boesemani (Boeseman's rainbowfish), 3464 nucleotides long. RefSeq names its product BRCA1 associated protein. Gene Ontology annotation, molecular function: zinc ion binding; nucleic acid binding; ubiquitin protein ligase activity. The transcript has 13 exons. The coding region runs from base 328 to 2109 and encodes 593 amino acids. Lineage: Eukaryota; Metazoa; Chordata; Actinopteri; Atheriniformes; Melanotaeniidae. The record is from RefSeq and is a predicted model, not a curated record. Gene Ontology annotation, cellular component: cytoplasm. Gene Ontology annotation, biological process: Ras protein signal transduction; protein ubiquitination.